CCAUUCUCCCCAAUCGCCAGUCGCCACUCGCAUGUUUGGCCACUCUCCAAAAUAUUGUUCAUUUUUUUCUUUAAAAUUGUCUUCAGAUUCUUCGUCGUGUUAGCUAAGAUGAUUAAGAACAUCUACAGAAAGCUUAGAGAGUCAGUUUACUGAGGUUAAGGACACAUACGACACUUCCAUGUAAAACAUACCCAGUACCACAACACCAGCAAUACGUAAAAGAACGAAAACAUGCCCAAUAAGGUUGGGUGAAACUGAAAUCAAAAAUGAAACUGAAACCAAAAUAAAAAUAUCAGGUUUGUCACGAGUGGCUGCACGCGGCACUGCGACUGUUGCGUCUGAUGAAGUGUUCUUGCUGCUUUCCUUGAACUGAUCCAGGACCUCAGUUUUGGAUUUUUCUGCGUAUUGUGACUUCACCGUUGGAGACAGAAAAUAUGAAAUUUAACUGGUCUGUUGGAACUAUUUAAAUUUUUUUACAGCAAUUAUUUCUACCACUGUAAGUGUUUUACAUUAAGUGUUUGACAUGAACGUCAAAGGAAAUCCGUUCUGUUUGUUUAUCAUUGAUAAAAAAAAUAAUUGCUACUUCAACUAGAAUAAAUAUUUAUGUGAAUAAUUGGCGCGAUUUACGUUUUCGGAGUUCUUGGAAUUAUUUAGUCUGUUCACCAUAUCGAAUACAGCAGUCGUUUGUUGUUCUAUCUGGUGAUCUGUCAAAAAGAUAAAAUAUUAUGCCCAAGAAUAAGGAAAAUUGAAAGUUUACAAUAAUUAUUUUUUGUCAAGCGUACUAAGAUCUUGAUAAUGUCGAAUGCUUGCUUCAAAAUCGAGACAGUCUGCAAGUGGUUUGUUCCGUACUAAAGGCAUUUUACGUUUUUCUUCUUCUAUUCCCUAAAACACACUAAAUUGGGUGACUAAAUGUAACGUAAAUAGUACUGAAACUUUGAAAAAGAGGAAAAAGUAUUCUGAAAAUUCAAAUAAUACGUUUGUAACAAGAAAACCUUAAAUUCAGCCUAAACAACUCGUUGCCGCGGCAACCUCUUACAUUAGAAACCAGCUGAUCGCUGUAGUAUUAAAAUACUAAACUGAAUUUGUCCUAGUUUGUGUGAGGCGUUGAGUAGACGAGUUCUGUUCGUAACUAGAGAUCAGGGUGGACGUUUAAUGAAAAAAAAAACUUACUGAAUUCCAUGUAACUCACUUGUAAUCGUCUUCAAAUCUUAAAACCCAUUCUGAGUGGAAUGAGUACAAUUUCAGCCGUCGUACAACUCGGUGCCGUUUCGUCCAUGUCAGGCCCACAUUCUAUCUUGGAGAUAGGUGAAAGACAGGAAAAAACACAUCCAUCUUCAGAAAAUGAUACAACAGUUCAUCAAGAUGGUCUCUCUCAUACUGAGAGUAACCAUAAAGAAGCAGCAAGAAGUUUAACUCCCAUGAAUCAGCAUAAUCCAUCUUUUGAUCCAAACGACUGUAUCCCUCAACAUGAUGAUGAGCUCAGUUCCUCUGAAGAUGUUGCUACAGGUUCUAGUAAAAAAGAAAAGAGGCCACCACCACUUGAGAUGGCUCAAGAUCCUUCUCUGGCAACGGGAGAUGGUCCAAAAACUCCUUUAUCUCCACGAGCUAGAUCUGCUGGUACAUUAAAAACAGAUAGAGAAAAGAAACUUGGUCAUCGGAGAGUAGGAGAAGGAGGUGAAGUGACGUAUAAAAAAAUACACACUUCACAAAUUAUGGGUUCCAUACAAUUGGGAAUCAGCCACGCUGUUGGAGGCCUAGCCUCCAAACCUGAAAGAGACCUUCUGAUGCAAGAUUUCAUGACCAUUGAAACAACAAAUUUUUAUUCCCAAGGAUCGCAGCUGACCCCUGCACAUCAUUACUCAGAUUUUCGUUUUAAGUCAUUCGCCCCUAUCGCCUUCCGAUAUUUUCGUGAUCUCUUCGGUAUUCAACCCGAUGACUUCUUGUUAUCGCUGUGUAACGAGCCGCUAAGAGAAUUGACUAAUCCGGGAGCUAGCGGAUCUAUUUUCUACCUGUCGGCAGACGACGAAUUCAUUAUAAAAACUGUACAACACAAAGAGGGAGAAUUUCUCAUGAAAUUGCUCCUUGGUUAUUACAUGAACCUCAAUCAGAACCCACGGACACUACUGCCAAAGUUUUUCGGAUUGUAUUGUUACAUUUGCAACUCGAAAAACGUACGCAUGGUGGUAAUGAACAACUUACUACCAUCUUCCAUAAAGCUACAUGAAAAAUACGAUCUCAAAGGUUCUACCUAUAAAAGAAAAGCUUCAAAAUCAGAGCGGAGUAAAACAGUGCCCACUUUCAAGGACCUGGAUUUCCUAGAACUGCAUCCAGAUGGAAUUAUGUUGGAAGCGGAUACGUAUAAUGCAUUGAUUAAGACGAUUCAACGAGACUGUCGUGUUUUGGAAAGCUUUAAGAUAAUGGACUACAGCCUUUUAGUUGCAAUUCACAAUCUGGAUUUGGCAGCCAAAGAAGAAGCUGAGCGUCGUAGGAACAAUUCAAUUGGUGACGAAGAUAGUGGAGAGGAGAACGGAGCUGUGGCAGGAACGUCCUCCGGGGCAACAGGAUCUACUCAACCCCCACCUUUAGUUCGUAGCCGCUCCAUCAACCGUCAGAAAUUGGUGGCUCAUUCCACUGCUUUAGAAAGUAUCCAGGCGGAAAGUGAACCCAUUGACGAGGAAGACGAUGUUCCACCCGGUGGUAUUCCAGCCCGUAAUGCUAAGGGCGAGAGACUUCUCAUAUUUCUAGGUAUUAUAGACAUUUUGCAGAGCUACCGACUGAAGAAAAAGCUUGAACACACACUCAAGGCCAUGAUCCAUGAUGGGGAUACGGUAUCGGUCCAUCGUCCUGGCUUUUAUUCGCAGCGAUUCCAAAACUUCAUGGCUAAGCAGGUCUUCAGAAAGGUGCCAUCACUGGAUUUGCCCGAAUUUAAAGGCAAACAUCGUAAAUUCCGCAACUUGGUAUCCAGCUACUUAGCGCUGAAACAUUCACCUUCUAAGAAGAAAUUGACGGCUCGGACACGAGCAACCUCCGUCACGGAUAGUGCGGCUCCGGCAAAUUACGACCAGCUCGCCGUCAGCCAGGAAUCAGCGUCAGACGCCGGAGCGAUGGGUGGUGUUUCGACUUUGCCACAUCCGACAGGAGCGAGUUCAAUGUCAGGACCAGCAACUGCAGUUACUUUCAGCAACACAGUGGUUGGAGGCGGUGGUACCAGCGCUGCCGGAAAUAGUGUCGGCGGUGGCAUUGGCGGAAGUUCCGGUACGCCCGUCAAUUUGCCAGCCGUCCUUAAAGAUCGUGUGCCAAGCAACUUGAGGUUGGCUUCUGGGGCUGGCUCCAGGGGCCCACCUCCGCCUGUUCCUCCGCGUUCUCCUAAGCGGGUUAACAUUGCAGUGCCAACGUCUCAAGGAGGGGUGUCGGCAGGUCCGGCUAAAGUAUCAUUUCGACCAAGAGCCAGCAAUGAAGAUGGAGAAUCCCGAAGUCUGCCGUCAUCUUCAUCGUCGUCAUCGACUCCUCCUCCUGCAUUUGAGGAUGUUUUGCGUUCGGGUCCAUCGGAUAGACCCCGGGAACAACCGAUGGCCCAGACUAGCCGAGCUGGAAGUAAAUCGGUUAACGUCUCGGGAAAGAGACAAACGGAGGCAACCGUAAGCAGGAACUGGACGUCGCAAGCUGAAGCUAUCAGGAAUCAAGAAUUCGGGAAGCAGAUCGAAACAUCAGUGGUCAGUCAUACCGAAGAAUUGGUUUGCAUGACAAGUCAUCAUAUCUUCAGCAUGUCCGAAGUCCAACUGGAGGUACGAUCGAAUAGCAAAGCGUCAUCACUAGGAAGUGGGGAAAUCUUAAGAAUGGCGAGUGGUGUUCUUUCCGGAGGCCAUACACCGACACCAACAUGGACGGAAGGAACGCCUUCUUUCACUGAAUCAUCAUCUUCGGGUGAAUUAGGGUUUUCAGGAUCGCCGAAAAUGAACCAAACGUCAGCCAACUCGUCCCGCGUUCAUGUCAAGGUUGUCAACGAAGAAACUUUGUCCUCGAGUUUUCAUCAGGAUCAUGAAAUGACACACCUGUAGGCAGCUGACACUUGACAGCUGGGAGCUUUGCGGUGAACGUCUUGGAUCGCUGGAGGAAAACGGAAGAAUUGGCGAAGAAGAAAUUAUGGAGAAAAAACAAACAAAUGUUUUGAUGGACGAUGGGUUUCGUGAAUGUUUGCCUUCUAUUUGCUUAGUCUCUUUGCGUACUAUUUUUGCUGUCGCUGUUAUCACUACGUCUUACUUUUCGGUGGGUUUUUCCUUCCUUGUCUUCGUGUGUGUGUCUUCUCUGUUUUUAUGUAACAAAAGAAAAGAAGAAGAAAAACAAAAGUGAGAUUCCUUCGACGCGGUUCUGCGUGGAAAUUCAACGUGAACACUGCCCCUGUUUUAAAUGAUACAGUGGUUUGUAUAUCCAGAGUUGAUAUUUCCACCCAUGAAAGAUAGUUUGUGAUUCUCUCACUGGUUUUGGUUCCUUAUUUUUUUUUCCUUGUUUAUUCUUUUCAUUUUUUUUUUUUUUUGCUGGUAAUGACCAUGGUCGAUGUUCUGAAUGGCUAUGCCCACACACAUGGUUUCUAUUUUGGAAAGAUAAAGAAAGUCGUCUUAUUACUAUUGUUUUCUAGUUAAUACUUGUGGAUGUUUUCAUUCGUUAUCAUUCGGUGGAUGGUUUGCCUGUGGGCUUAUUUUGAUUCCGUAUUGGGGUCGUGUAUUCUUUCUCCUUUUCCUGUGGCCAAUCUUUAUUACUCCCCUUUUCGUGUGUGUUGAACUGUCAAAUGUUUUGAUAUUUUUGGCAGGUGACUACGCCCGUUGCCCUCCUUUCCUCGUCUUUUCUUCUGCGUGUGGUGUUUGUGGGAAUAUGCAUUCAUUACAUCCUGUUUUUAACAAAGCAAUAACCGCCAGAGAGUGUUGGAUCUGCUUUUCUGUACAUUGAUAUACCUUAUCUAGCUCCCGAUAUCCUAAUUUCCUUUAACUGUACAAGUAAUGCUUCGUUUUUCUUUUCGUUUGUCUAAAAUCUCAGCGUGUCGGCCAUGACGGUGCGUACUGUGUAGCUCUACUUUCUCUUCCUAUCCCUCUUUGUCAUGUGUCUCUUACCGUUAAACAAAAGAUUAUCACAAUUAUCUCUUUGCUGUGUUAGGAAACAAAGAAAUACUACCUUCCAUCCUGUUUAUAUCUUUUCUCUUUUCCUACAGUAUUUUAUACCUAUUCUGUAUGUGUUAUAAAUAUCCUUUUUUUUUUUCUUUCCUACUACUAUCUGUCUCCUCUGAAUGACUAUUUCUCCCGAACCUGUGUUACAGCGCUGGCAAUGUUUCAUGGUUUCUUCAUUUUGUGCUUAAUUGGAGCCUAUAUCACUGAAUGUUUUAUUCGUACUUUCCCUUCUGUUGUUCUACAUACAUAUUAACCGUCAAACCGUGAGUAGCAAGAAGUGGAUUAAAGUUGAAGGAAACAUUACAAUAAAACCGGAAAAAAAGUA
Molecule: messenger RNA, 5484 nt
Organism: Daphnia magna
Lineage: Eukaryota; Metazoa; Arthropoda; Branchiopoda; Diplostraca; Daphniidae
Product: phosphatidylinositol 4-phosphate 5-kinase type-1 alpha
Exons: 17
Coding region: 1230-4058 (942 amino acids)
Biological process (GO): phosphatidylinositol metabolic process
Molecular function (GO): phosphatidylinositol kinase activity
Source: RefSeq, a predicted model, not a curated record